UACGACGUCGUAUGGUAUAACGUGAGUAUGUGUGUUGGCCCCGCGAUACAACGCCGUAACGUUGCACGACGCCGCAACCUGAGACUACGUCUGAUCGUGGGUAUGUGUGUUGUUACAUUAUCAUUGAGCGCUGCAAAGGACAUCGAUGGGGAGCUUCUAGAACUGAUUCUCCACUGCUCGCAGCCUUGGUCUCAGGAACUCGAGGAGCUCUGUCCAGAAGCUUGCCGGCGCUGGCCACAGUACUGCUAUUACGCGAUCGCGGCUGAAAAUGGCGUUCCAGGCACCUGCCAGCUUCCACCCUACCCACGAAUCGGGAGCUACAGCAUCGUGGACGUUGAACUUAGCGUCGGCUUAGCCGAUUUUACCCUUCUUUACUCUUGUCCAUCUGGCUACCGUCUCAACGGGCAGCAUCCUCGCUGCGUGGGCGGUGGAUGGACUUCUGAUGACUUCCCGAGCUGCAAACGAGACUCAAAAUGUCGACUGCCUUCGCACCCAAGUGUAACUUACAACUGCAUCGACUCCUCACAGAGCAGAUGCUCAAACUUCGUGUCCAGCGGACAGCGAGUCCUGCCUGAAUGUAGACCCGGGUUCGUGCAGGACGUGCUUCGGGCCAUGCAUUGUAUUGAUGGCAGUUGGGAUUACGUCGCUACUUGUCGAAGGGAAUGCGGCACUAUCCCAAAAGAAAUGCGGCUACGAAGAAGCGUGAGUGAGGUCAGCGAGGUGCCGUGGCACGCGAGUGUCUACGACAAGACUGUGACCCCCUUCAGGCAGAUAUGCGGAGGUUCACUGAUCUCCGCUACUGUUAUCGUAUCAGCGGCACAUUGCUUCUGGCGCGAUCUAGUUCAACCGGCCGAGAAUUACGCCGUGGCUGUCGGCAAGGUCUAUCGGCCGUGGUGGCGGGAUGGCGGGCAGAAGACAGACGUCAGCGGCAUAAAGGUCUCGCCAUAUUUCCGCGGCAUAGACAACAAUUUCCAGAGCGAUAUCGCGCUGGUAACCUUGAGAACUGCGAUGGUAUUCAAUAACCAAGUGCGUCCGGUCUGCUUGGACUUCAGCGUGACGUUUGAUGAGAAGCAGCUGCAGCCAGGGAACGUUGGCAAGGUAGCGGCCUGGAACAAAACUCCUUUGCUGAAGUUUGUAGAGCUGCCGUACGUGGACGUGGAGCAGUGCUUCGCUGACCUUCCCAGGAGUUUCCUCAGCUUCAUAACCAGCGACAAGAUAUGCGCUGGCACCAGGAACAGUACCAAACUCUGCAAUGGCGACAGCGGAGGCGGCCUGGUCUUCCCUCGCACAGAGCACGGAAUGGAGCGCUGGUACCUCCGUGGUGUGGUCUCCACGGCUCCCCAGAACCCCAACACCUACUCCCAAGAUAUCUGCGACGCUGGCUCCUACACCGCUUUCACGCAUUUGCUCAAACAUGAUGCUUUUGUUACUAAAGUGUUGGAGGCACGGAGCGAUUAUGUUAAUCAAGUGUAUUUCGUUCCAUGAUUAUAAAUAUUAUAAACCUAA
Molecule: messenger RNA, 1506 nt
Organism: Cydia pomonella (codling moth)
Lineage: Eukaryota; Metazoa; Arthropoda; Insecta; Lepidoptera; Tortricidae
Product: modular serine protease-like
Exons: 10
Coding region: 28-1485 (485 amino acids)
Biological process (GO): proteolysis
Molecular function (GO): serine-type endopeptidase activity
Source: RefSeq, a predicted model, not a curated record